Emys orbicularis (European pond turtle) is the source of this 1388-nucleotide messenger RNA. RefSeq names its product sestrin-3-like. The record is from RefSeq and is a predicted model, not a curated record. Gene Ontology annotation, cellular component: nucleus. Gene Ontology annotation, biological process: cellular response to L-leucine; positive regulation of macroautophagy; negative regulation of TORC1 signaling. Lineage: Eukaryota; Metazoa; Chordata; Testudines; Emydidae. The transcript is spliced from 9 exons. Bases 45 to 1388 code for a protein of 447 amino acids. Gene Ontology annotation, molecular function: L-leucine binding; oxidoreductase activity, acting on peroxide as acceptor.
UGGGCAGGCGGCUGGAGCGGGCCGGUACCGUCAGGCAGCUAACCAUGAUCCUGUGUCCCCCGAGCACGGAGCACCCCCGCGGAAACCAGUGCCAGCGGCUGCAGGGCCAGGUAGUGAAGAUGACCAGUAGCGACCAAGAGCGACCACAGUUCCUGUUUGUGAAAGCGCUGGCCAGCCGCGGGCGCCUGGAGGCAGUGACACAACAGAUGGGCUACCACCCACAGUACCUGGACAGCUUCCUCAAGAUGCAGCACUACCUGCUUCACAUGGACGGCCCACUGCCAUUUGCCUGCAGACACUACAUCGCCAUCAUGGCAGCUGCUCGGCACCAGUGCUGGUAUCUGGUGAAUCUGCACAUGCUGCAGUUCCUGCGAGUGGGGGGAGAUCCCCAGUGGCUGCGGGGCCUGGACUUCAUCCCUCCCAAACUCCGCAAUCUUAAUGAGAUCAACAAGAUCCUGGCUCAUCGGCCUUGGCUCAUCAGCAAGGAACACAUUGAGAAGCUGCUGAAGAUCAGUGAGCAGAGCUGGUCUCUGGCAGAGCUGGUCCACGCUGUUGUCCUCGUGGCGCAUUACCAUGCUCUCGCCAGCUUUGUCUUUGGUUGUGGCUGUGAGCAGGAGUGGCUGGAUGGCAGGAGCAUACUGAAGUCAACGUUGCCAGGAAACCAGUGUUUCUGUGAGUCCGCCAGUGGGAACAGCUGUAAUCUGGAAUUGCUGCGCAUCAACCGCAAACGGUCUCUGGAUUCCUGUGUGGAGCUGGAAUCGCUCCGGGAACGUAUCCAGAGGAUCCACCUGGAGACUGAGGGCCGAGAGGAAACGAGGCCACCACCACAAGACAGAGAGGAAGAUUUUGAUGGGGAAAUCGUCAGAGCCACAGAUCUCUCCUGCUAUGUGCAAGACCCUGACUUUGGAUACCAGGACUUUGCCAGGCGAGAUGAAGAUCAGACCCAGAUAUUUAGAGUCCAGGAUUACUCCUGGGAGGACCAUGGAUUCUCGCUGGUAAACAGACUCUACUCUGACGUUGGCCACCUCCUGGAUGAGAAGUUCCGUACAGUUGACGGUCUCCAGAGCAAUGCCAUGGCCAAGCGGCAAGGCUGUGAAUCUUCUGUCUUCAAACGGGGCAUCUGGAACUAUAUCCACUGCAUGUUCGGAAUCAGGUACGACGACUAUGAUUACGCAGAAGUGAAUCACUUUCUGGAGCGUAUGCUCAAAGUUUACAUUAAAACUGUGACUUGUUACCCAGAGAAGACUAACCCAGAAAUGUUCAGCCGGUUCUGGAAGCAGUUCAAGCACAGUGAAAAGGUCCACGUGAACCUUCUCAUCCUGGAAGCCAGAAUGCAAGCUGAGCUCCUGUAUGCACUGCAAGCAAUUACCCAGUACAUGAUCUCCUAG